AUGAGUGAAAGGUUGUUAUUAAGAGCACUGAAGGGUGGUGAAAACACUAAGAUCAUUACCUUGAAUGGGAAGAAGAUAACAAAGAUGCCCUCAGCAUUAGGAAAACUGCCUGGCCUGAAGACUCUAGAUCUUCAGAAUAACCAAAUCCCCAAGGUGUGCCCGGAAAUAAGCACCUUGACCCAGUUGACAGUACUAAAUCUGGGAAACAACCUUUUGGAAGAAAUUCCGGAAGAGGUGAAAUACCUUACAUCCCUGAAGAAGCUUCAUUUAUUUGGAAAUAAGAUUUGUAAAUUUGCAUCUGGAGCAUGUGAUGGUUUACAAAAUUUGAUUCUGCUUAAUCUGAACAACAAUCAGCUCACAUGGAUUCCUCGAGAAGUCAGCAGAUUAAAAAGCCUUAUAUAUUUGAGUAUGAAUCAUAACCAGCUGGCCAGCAUUCCUAAAGAACUUUGUUUUCUUAAGAAUCUUUCUGAACUUCAACUUAACUACAAUCAGCUCAUUUACAUACCUGAAGAGAUUAAGUUCUUGAAGAAGCUCCAGAAGCUUCUUCUGGUGGGAAACAACAUUGAAGUUUUGCCAGAGGAACUUUGCGAUCUUAUAAACCUAAGAAUCCUAGACAUAGCUGGAAAUUUUAUUCAGACAUUUCCUUCAGGAUUUCAGAACCUGAAGCUGAAGGAAUUCUACUGUGAAGGAAAUCCACUGUUCCUGAGGCAGCCAGUUAAUGCUGUACAACAGGAAGACGCCUGGAGUCUACAGGAAAUAACAUCAAGAUUUAUAAUGAAUGAGCUAGCAGGAAAGAAUCCUUUCAUAAUGCACGUCAUAGAACAGCACCCACAGGUCAGGAACAUAAUCUCUCAGAGAAGAAAAUGUGCAAUAUGUGGAAAUUACUUUUUGACAAUAUGGCUGGAAUGUGUUGAAUUUGUUCCUCCACCAAAGAACUGGAAGAUAAGCAGAAAUCUACAGCUGGUACCUCUUCGAAUAUUAAUUUGUUCUUACAAAUGUUUUAAUCAACGUGGCCCUAACCUCUUUGGAAUUGCUCAAGUGUAG
Molecule: messenger RNA, 1044 nt
Organism: Neogale vison (American mink)
Lineage: Eukaryota; Metazoa; Chordata; Mammalia; Carnivora; Mustelidae
Gene: LRRC69
Product: leucine rich repeat containing 69
Exons: 8
Coding region: 1-1044 (347 amino acids)
Molecular function (GO): protein binding
Source: RefSeq, a predicted model, not a curated record